AUGAUCGGUCAGCCACAAUCGCCUCUUCCCUUGCCGCUUGUGUUAGCCUUCGAUGCGGUCUUCGGGAGCAGCACUAUUGGAAACCCUGCGCCACCACAGACAAGCUUGGGAAGCGACACUAAAAUAGGGAGCCUGCGAGUUGGUCUGAACUUUGCAUUCCCAAUCUACUCGCAGACAGCUGGAAACAUGUCCUGGCCCUCACUUCUUGCUGGCUAUGAAAACGCUGAGCCUUUGCCCACCAGCAUUAACGCGGACGGAAAGUCCCUGUACAAUCCGCCUGGGCCUAGAUCGGCCGCAUACGACGAGUUUCCGAAGCCCAUAAUUUCGACUAACAAUGGGUUUGACUUUCAUAUCUAUUAUAUGCAGCACAGUGCCGCGGAAUCCCAAUACGCUAAGGAGCUGCACGAACGCGUCAGGAGGGAGUUUCCAGAACUUCGCAUUUACAAGUUGUGGGAUAAACCUGUUGGCCCUCACCCCGUUGCGAUGUUCGAAGUGAACACAUUCAACCCCCACCAAACUGGCGCUUUCUUCUCGUGGCUCACCGUAAACCGUGGACCCUGCUCAGUUCUCAUUCACCCCAACACCGGUGACUCGCCCAAGGAUCACACCGAGCUAAUGUCGUGGAUGGGGAGGCCGUACCCGAUGUUUCUCGACGCCUUGAAGCAGGGCCGUCCCCGUUGA
Messenger RNA from Fibroporia radiculosa, 681 nucleotides. RefSeq lists its product as uncharacterized. The record is from RefSeq and is a predicted model, not a curated record. Bases 1 to 681 code for a protein of 226 amino acids. The transcript has 6 exons. Lineage: Eukaryota; Fungi; Basidiomycota; Agaricomycetes; Polyporales; Fibroporiaceae.